Molecule: messenger RNA, 1053 nt
Organism: Manihot esculenta (cassava)
Lineage: Eukaryota; Viridiplantae; Streptophyta; Magnoliopsida; Malpighiales; Euphorbiaceae
Product: 60S ribosomal protein L7-2
Exons: 7
Coding region: 135-893 (252 amino acids)
Biological process (GO): maturation of LSU-rRNA from tricistronic rRNA transcript (SSU-rRNA, 5.8S rRNA, LSU-rRNA)
Cellular component (GO): cytosolic large ribosomal subunit
Molecular function (GO): structural constituent of ribosome; RNA binding
Source: RefSeq, a predicted model, not a curated record
AACUACAUUGUCGGAUCAAUUCAGGAACCGACCCGGUCCAAAUAUCUAAAACCCUAGUAUUUAUUAGCCUUUUUGUUACUUCUUAUCCCUCUUCUGCUUCUGCCUUGGCCGGAGUUCAGUUCUGUGCUCGUUGGAUGCAAGUCUUUGUUUCUGAAAUGGCUGAAGAAACUAAGGCAGCAGCUAUUAUCCCUGAAUCUGUGUUGAAGAAAAGGAAGAGAAGCGAGGAAUGGGCUUUGUUGAAGAACCAAGAACUGAAGGUGAAGAAGGAAAAAAAUGCUGAAAGUAGAAAGAUAAUCUUCAAGAGGGCUGAGCAAUAUGGCAAAGAAUACAGAGAAAAGGAAAGAGAGUUGAUAAGGUUGAAAAGGGAAGCCAAACUGAAAGGAGGAUUUUAUGUUGAACCAGAGGCCAAACUACUUUUCAUUAUUCGCAUCCGUGGUAUAAAUGCAAUGGACCCAAAGACAAGAAAAAUUUUGCAACUUUUGCGGCUGAGACAGAUAUUUAAUGGUGUGUUCCUCAAAGUAAACAAAGCAACCAUGAACAUGCUGCACAAGGUUGAACCAUAUGUGACUUAUGGGUAUCCUAAUCUUAAAAGUGUGCGUGAAUUGAUUUAUAAGAGGGGUUAUGGGAAACUAAAUAAACAGAGGAUUGCUCUCACUGAUAAUUCCAUCAUUGAACAGGCUUUGGGAAAUUUUGGAAUUAUUUGCAUGGAAGAUUUGAUUCAUGAGAUCAUGACUGUGGGGCCUCAUUUCAAGGAGGCAAAUAACUUUCUUUGGCCAUUUAAACUGAGUGCACCAUCUGGAGGUUUGGAGAAGAAAAGAAACCAUUAUGUGGAGGGUGGUGAUGCUGGAAAUCGCGAGGAUUACAUCAAUGAGCUCAUCAGGAGGAUGAAUUAGAUCCUAUUAUCUUUGCUUUAAUUAUUUUGGUUAAGCGCUAGACUCAGUUUUGCAAUCACUAGGAAGUGUUGAGAUUUGAGAGUACUUCCCAACUAAAACAUUAUUUUCUGUACCUUGUUUUGAAUUGCUCAAGAGAUAUAAAAAUUGUUAUGUUUUACUA